Tachyglossus aculeatus (Australian echidna) is the source of this 2844-nucleotide messenger RNA. It is a transcript of the gene ICAM5, whose product is annotated as intercellular adhesion molecule 5. NCBI's taxonomy places the organism in Eukaryota, Metazoa, Chordata, Mammalia, Monotremata, Tachyglossidae. Gene Ontology annotation, biological process: cell-cell adhesion. Gene Ontology annotation, molecular function: integrin binding. The transcript is spliced from 10 exons. Gene Ontology annotation, cellular component: membrane. Bases 143 to 2641 code for a protein of 832 amino acids. The record is from RefSeq and is a predicted model, not a curated record.
UGGCGUGGAUCGGCCCCGCACCCUCCGGGCCACCCACGAGAGUCAGAAGGGCGGGCAGUGGCCACUCGGGUCUCGCCGUGGGAAGAUGCCAAGCGCUCAGUACAGUGCUCUGCACAUAGUAAGCGCUCAAUAAAUACGAUUGAUGAUGAUGAUGAUUGCGGGGAAGCGUGCCGCCCCCGUCCCCGGCUCCGCACCCCAUCCUCCGCCCCCGCCUUGGAUACCGAGCUCCCAGCGUUCAACCCAUCUCCAAGCGCGCUUGGGUCCAGGCUCCUCCGGUCGGUUGCCGUGUCUCCGGUUCCAGCGGCGGGCCAUGAGCCGCUUCCCGCCUCGCCCCCGCUGGGCCCGGCUCGUCUCGUGGGGCGCCCUCGUCCUGGGGCUCGUCGCCGGGCUCGGGACGGAGAGGGAGCCGUACUGGGCCGAUCUGCAGCCUCGGGCGGCGUUGGUGGAGCGCGGCGGGGCCCUGUGGCUCAACUGCAGCACCAACUGCCCGCGGCCCAAGCGCGGAGGGCUGGACACUUCCCUGCGGCGGGCCCGGGGGCAGCGGGGGCCGCGCUGGCUCUCCCGCGAACUCGUGGACAUCCGAGAGCCCGAGAGCCGCCCGGUCUGCUUCUUCCACUGUGGCCCCCGCGUGCUGCAGGCCCGGGCCCUCAUCCGCACCUUCCUGCCCCCAGAGCAAGUGGAGCUGACCCCACCGCCAGCCUGGGUGCCCGUUGGCGAGAACUACACCGUGGACUGCCGGGUCCCGGAGGCAAUGCCCCUGGAGAACCUCACAGUGGCAUUGCUCCAGGGCAGCCGGGAGCUGGGGCGCCAGGGCUUCCCCGGGAAGCCGCCGGGCACCCAAAACGCCACCGCCACGUUCACGGUCCUGGCUCGCAGGGAGGACCAUGGGACCAACGUGUCCUGCCAGGCCGAACUGGACCUGCGGAGGCUUGGGCUGGACCUCUUCCGUGGUCGCUCGGCCUCCGCGCGGCUUCGUACCUUCCAAUUCAAGCGACUCCCGUGGUUCAGCUCCUCUGCACUCAGUGACUCCUGGCUCCUGGAGGUCGGGGCUGCGACAUCCGUGAGCUGCGAGGCCGAGGUGUUCCCGGCCGGGGAAGCCCAGGUCCACUUGUCCCUGGGGGGCCAGGAGCGGAACCCCACAGUCACCCAGCACGGAGACCGGCUCACGGCUGAGGCCACGGUUCAGGCUGCGGAGGGGCCCGAGCGGGAGCUGGACCUGAACUGCACCGUGGCCGUGGGGAGCGAGAGCCGAACAGCCCGCAAGACCUUGACUUUUUACAACUUCCCCCCUCCCGAGCUGACUCUUAGCGAGCGCAGCCCCGUGGAGAAGACCCCCGUGAAUGUGAGCUGUAGGGCCCGGCCCGGCGCCUCAGUGAAACUGGAGGGGCAACCAGAGCAGCCCCCUGGACAGCCUGCCCAUCUUCAGCUGAUCGCCCGGGAGGAGGACGACGGGCGCCUGUUGUCCUGUGAGGCCACUUUGUCGCUGAAAUCUGUGCAGCUCGUCAAGCGCCAGAUCGUCCAGCUCCAUGUCCUCCAUGGACCGCGGAUGAAUGCCUCGGACUGUCCGGGGAACUGGACGUGGCUGGAGGGGACGGAGCAGGUUCUACGUUGCCGGGCCCGGGGGAACCCGCCCCCGACUGUGCAGUGUGUCCACGCUGGGAUCGAGGGCCCGUUCCUCCCCGAGACCCCGCUGCGGGUCACCCGAGCCCACGCCGGCACCUACCGCUGCACAGCCAGCAGUCAUCUGGGCACCGAGGCCAGGGACGUGGUCGUGACCGUGGACUCCCCUCCUGUCUCCAGCCCCCAACCCAAUGUCAUGGGCGUCCAUUAUUGCAACGCGACCAACCAGCAUGGGUCCGUGGGCAGGACCUUCACCGGCAGUGCCGAGCCCCCACCGUGGAUGGACGAGUCCAGCUGCCCCAGCCACCAGACGUGGCUGGAGGGGGCGCGUGGGCCGGCGUUGACCUGCGGGGCGUGGGGUAGCCCACCCCCUCGGGUCCAGUGUGCCCGGGACGGUGAUCUGAAGCGGCUGGAGGGUCUGGAGGAUCCAGAAUGGCUGGAGAGGGGUCGUAGCGUGUCUAGGGAAGAUGCCGGUACCUACCGCUGCGAGGCCACGAACGCACGUGGCUCGGACGCCAGGACGGUCACUGUAGGGGUGGAGUACAAGCCAGUGGUGGCGUUGCUGGCGGCCACCCCCACGGGCAGAGUGGAGCCUGGGGGCAACUUCACAUUGACGUGCCGCGCCGAUGGGUCCCCACCUGCCCAACUAAGCUGGCACACCCCGCCGGGGGCCAGAGGCUCCAGCCUCUCCUUGUCCGGGGACAACGGGACCCUGAGCGUGGCUGGGGCUCACAGUCGCCACGGAGGUGUCUAUGAGUGCAUGGCUACAAAUGCCCACGGCCACCACGUGCGGCGCAUCACCGUGCGAGUGGCUGGACCAUGGCCAUGGGUUGCUGGGGGCGGGGCAGCGGGAGGUGCAGCCCUGCUGGCUGGCCUGGCUGCCCUAGUCUGGUACAUCAAGUCGGCGGCCUGCAAGACGGGGGAGUACAGCGUGCAGGAGGCCGAGAGCGCCGGCCAGGCCGUGGGGGCGGGGACUGAGGCAGGGGACGAGAUCUACGCCAUCCAGCUCACUGCCAAGUGAGAGAGAGGGUCGGCCGGCCGCGGAUCCUUACCCUUCACCAGAACUUCGGUUCAUUUCUUCGUUUCACCGUUUGGUCAUUUCUAUUCCAUCCAGGGAAGGGGAGGGGGCGGAGAGGACCCUCGCCUCACCCUCAUCUGUCUGUGAACCUUGAGCAACCACUCCAGUGAAAGACUUUUCAUAAUAAACAAGACUAGAGCCUCUGA